AUGAGGUGGGAAUGUCCUCCAAGUGGACGACUGAAAAUAAAUAUUGAUGGCUCGUUUUUGGCGUCUAACGGAUGUGGAGGUGUGGGUGUGAUUGUUAGAGAUGAGACAGGUUUGGGAAUUGCAACAUUAUCAAGGCCGGUUGAGCAUGCGCACUCCGUGUUAAAUAUGGAGGUUGAAGCGUGCAGAGUCGGUCUCCUACUUGGUACCCACCAAUGUUGGACUAACAUUGAUAUUAAGAGCGAUUUUAUCUUACUUGUGGCUGCCCUAGGGAGGGAGGAGGAGGAUUUGUCAGAGGUGGGUCGGGUUUUAUGUGAUUGUAAAGACUACAUGAAGGCUUUUCAGUCUAUUACAAUUCAACAUGUCAGUCGUGAAGCAAAUGGUGUAGCAAAUAGGCUAGCACACCUGGUUCGUAUGGGGGUUCUAGAUGAUAUUUGGUUAGAGGAAACUCUUGCUAUUAUUCAGGACGUUCUUUAUGAGGAUAUUAAUCAUUUAAAUAUUGUAGCACGGGGUUUAGGCUCUAUGUUGAAAUUUAGACUCCCCUAA
Molecule: messenger RNA, 543 nt
Organism: Fragaria vesca subsp. vesca
Lineage: Eukaryota; Viridiplantae; Streptophyta; Magnoliopsida; Rosales; Rosaceae
Exons: 1
Coding region: 1-543 (180 amino acids)
Source: RefSeq, a predicted model, not a curated record